Messenger RNA from Rhizophagus irregularis DAOM 181602=DAOM 197198, 1048 nucleotides. RefSeq lists its product as uncharacterized. The record is from RefSeq and is a predicted model, not a curated record. Lineage: Eukaryota; Fungi; Glomeromycota; Glomeromycetes; Glomerales; Glomeraceae.
AUCUCAAUAGCAUACGAUUUUUCCUGGAAACCGAUGAGUUUCAAUUUAUAAAAAAAAAAGGAUUUUAUUGAGAUUAUUGGAAUAAUCUUCAUUUUGUUAUUAAGGAAUGUAUAUCAUAAGUUUCAUUUUAAAAGGUAGCAAUUUUUUGACAGAUUCCCUAUCAUCAUCCAUUUUUUUUCACGAAAUCAAAAUAUUUAAAACAUUUAUAUCACAAAAUUAAUGACAUGCAAAGAUGGUCGCAUACGGGUACUUAAUGGGUAAUAAGAUCGAUUCACUUAGGCUUUUUGUACCUCAUAAACUUAAUAAAAUUCAACUUACGCCUUCAAGAUCAAGAUUCAUAGUUAUCGGAACAAAAGAUUCAAUCUUUAAUUGGAUGGAAUAUUAUGAAACACUUGUUUGUGAAUUCUCAUCAUUACAGCUUAAUCGUACAACGAUCGCGGAGGGUCUUUAUCCAAUACUUAGGUUUGAAUUACAUGAUGACGAAGGGCAAGAUAAUAAUCAUUAUUGUAGCGUUAUUAGAAAAUUAUUCUUGAAUGGAACAAGGAAGUAUCAAGGUUCAUCUAAGAUGAGGUUGGAGAUAAGUAUUAACAAUAAUAACACGCAUACUUCAGAACAUGCGGAACAACUUCAUUGCAAAAAUUCAACUCCAGUAAUGGAAGUUAAUUGUAAAAGUGGAACAAGAUUACUGCAUAUUUUAAAUAAGUGGUACGAUUAUAGAAUUUUAGAUAAUAAUAAAAAAUUAGAUUUUGAACGAAUGAGAAAAAAUUGUGAUUACGAAUUACGAUAAUACCAAUUUAAUAAUAUGUUUUGAAAAAAUCUUUAGGUUUAUAUUUAUAUGUUAUUGAUUUUCCUUAAAAAAAUAUUUAAUAAGUUGUAAUAAGAUUUAACAAUUUCGAUAGAUAAAAAAUUUUUUAAAAUUGUAGUUUUUAUUUCGAUAGGAUUAGUAAUUAAUAUUUUACCAGAGCGUCCUUUGUAUAUGAAUAUGAAAUUACUCGUUCAGAGUUUAAGCAUUUUUAUUUAUAUAAUAAAUAAGUUCAUUAUGUUCAUU